Messenger RNA from Malaya genurostris, 570 nucleotides. Its product is annotated as adult-specific cuticular protein ACP-20-like. The record is from RefSeq and is a predicted model, not a curated record. The coding region runs from base 1 to 570 and encodes 189 amino acids. Gene Ontology annotation, cellular component: extracellular matrix. NCBI's taxonomy places the organism in Eukaryota, Metazoa, Arthropoda, Insecta, Diptera, Culicidae. The transcript has 3 exons.
AUGUUGAAGGUCAUCCCCAUUAUCGCUAGCGUAGUCGCUACGGCGAUCGGAUACAGUGUUGGAACAGGAUACAACAUUAUCACCAAGCACGCGUCCCAGUAUUACGGAAGCGGAGAAAACAUUGGUAAUUCCGGUUAUGGAUCUACGGGCUUUGCUGGCCGGGGCAAUUUGGGAUACUCCGGCGGUGGCAAUAUAGGUUAUUCCGGUAACGGUAACUUGGCUGGUGGUUCCAAGUACGACGGUUACGAUGAGAUUGGCCACAAAGACUAUUACACUUACCCAAAGUACAAAUUCAACUACGGAGUGCAGGACUCUCACACCGGUGAUCACAAAAGUCAGUGGGAAAUUCGUGAUGGCGAUGUGGUAAAAGGAGGAUACAGUUUGUAUGAACCCGAUGGCACGAAGCGAGUUGUAGAAUAUACCUCCGACAAGAUUCACGGUUUCAACGCUGUCGUGAAAAAAAUCGGACACGCACAUCACCCACAACUUUAUGGCACGGCCGACGGGAUCUCCGGAGGAGGCUACGAUGGGCAUCAUGAGGACAGCUACAGUUACAACAACGUUAACUAA